AUGUCGUGGCAAGGAUACGUCGAUAACAACCUCGUUGGUACAGGCAAAGUGUCGUCAGCCUGCAUCGUAGGUCUGAAAGGUGGCGUCUGGGCAUCGUCACCCAGCUUGAACCUGAGCACGGAAGAGCAGCAUGCGAUUAUCCAGGGCCUGGCUGACCCUUCGCACCUGCAGGCCAAUGGCGUGUAUGUGAGCGGAAAAAAGUACUUGACGCUCCAAGCAAAUCCUCGCUCGAUCUAUGGCAAGGCUGGCGGUGAUGGACUCUGCAUUGUGCGCACCAACCAGGCCUUGCUGAUUGGAGUAUACAACUCGCCUCUGCUCCCAGGCGACGCCAACAAGGUCGUUGAAGGCUUGGCAGACUACCUCAUUUCCGUAGGUUACUAA
This is a messenger RNA of Malassezia restricta, 381 nucleotides long. RefSeq names its product profilin. Gene Ontology annotation, cellular component: cell cortex. The coding region runs from base 1 to 381 and encodes 126 amino acids. The transcript has a single exon. Gene Ontology annotation, molecular function: actin monomer binding. NCBI's taxonomy places the organism in Eukaryota, Fungi, Basidiomycota, Malasseziomycetes, Malasseziales, Malasseziaceae. The record is from RefSeq and is a predicted model, not a curated record.